Messenger RNA from Drosophila rhopaloa, 1664 nucleotides. Its product is annotated as synaptic vesicle glycoprotein 2B. Bases 47 to 1588 code for a protein of 513 amino acids. Gene Ontology annotation, molecular function: transmembrane transporter activity. Lineage: Eukaryota; Metazoa; Arthropoda; Insecta; Diptera; Drosophilidae. Gene Ontology annotation, biological process: transmembrane transport. The transcript is spliced from 9 exons. The record is from RefSeq and is a predicted model, not a curated record.
GGUUCGGGAAUGCCAGAAAUCUUAAUAGUCGAUCUAAAAUACCAAAAUGAGUUCGGAAUCGGUCCCUCAAGAUGUUGAGUCGAAGCCAGCACCGUCCAAGGAUCCCAACGCUGGGCACGAAUAUGAGGAUGUGCUUCAAUUAAUCGGAUUCGGGCGAGUGCAGUGGAUCGUCCUUUUGGCGGCAGGACUACUCCUGAUGAUGGUCAUAAACGAGACCAUGGGCAUGUCAUACAUAACCAUCGUGUCCCAGUGCGACUUUGAAAUGAAUUCAAUGGAUAAGGCGAUCAUGAGUGCUGCCAGUUUCAUUGGCAUAUUCUGUUCCUCCUACUUUUGGGGCUACCUAAGUGACACUGUUGGUCGAAGGCCAAUAUUGAUAUAUACAACGAUCGCCGGCAACGUGUUAUCCUUGUGCUCCACGGUUAUUCCAAACUACUGGUUUUACGUCUUUAUCCGCUUUGGCGUUGGAUUUUUCAUUGCGGGAGCAUCAUCAACAACCUAUGCGUAUCUUGGCGAAUUCUUUACUCCUCGUCACCGCCCGAUCGCCAUUAAUUAUGCUAGUCUUUUUGUGGGAAUUUCGACUGUUUAUGUUCCUGCUACCGCUUGGUUAAUCCUUUCAAUGGAUUGGAGUGUAAAUGUGACGGAGGACUUCUCAUUUCGUCCUUGGCGAUUGCUGACAAUUUGCUAUCUGCUGCCUGGUGUCAUAGGAACUCUAAUGUUGUGGACCCUUCCGGAGAGUCCCAAGAUCCUAAUGUCCCUGCAUAAGAAUGAAGAGGCUUUUGCAGCUGUGGAUUGGAUUGCAGUUACAAACUCCGGAAAACACUUGCAUGAAUUCAAGGUUCAUAAGUUGAAAACGGAAGCAAACUCAGACGGAGAAAAUAUAUUACUUAUAUCUAAGUCAGCGUUUACCACCAUUAAGAAAAUGUGGAAGGAAACUCUGCCUCUUCUGAAAAGACCUCAUUUGGUAAACUUCGUAAUUAGCUGUACAAUUAUGUGCGGUUUAUUUUUCAGUUCUUCGGGAAUGGGUCUUUGGUAUCCAGAAAUACAAAAUCGAUUGGGUUCGAAUACUGCCGAUGAUUCAAUGACAGUUUGCGAAGUGAUUGAUGCAUCAAUUGAUCAGAUGCAAGCCAAUACUACCAAUAAAAUUUGUGAUGAUCAUAUCAACACUAAGAGUUACAUAGACACAAUUACCUAUGGAUCCGCCCUUAUUGUGGGCUAUAUACUGAUGGGCCUGGUUAUAAACACAAUUGGUCGUAAGGCCUCCAUUUCUAUUGGUCUUUCGUUAGCCGGAGCUUGUGCAGUGGCAUUAAUCUUCAUCAAGGACGAAGUGGUGAUUGUGGUUUGCUUCUGUUUAUACCUGGUACUGCCAGGACUUUGCGUAUCGAUCCUAAGUGGUGCCGUCGUCGAUCUUGUACCCACGCACCUUCGCGGAAAAGCGGUCUGCAUUUGCCUGAUGCUGGGACGUACGGGCAGCGUUUUUGGUAGUAACAUCAUUGGAGUUCUAUUGGAGUCCUACUGCUCUCUUACCUUCGGGGUCUUCUCUGGAUUCGUCCUGGUUUGUGCGAGCUUGACGUUACUGUUACCCAUUUGAGAUUUGCCACCAUAAUUUAAGUAAUAUAAUUUAUAUUUAAUAUAGGCUAAUAAUAAUAAAUAUUAUAUAUAAAAGA